Colias croceus (clouded yellow) is the source of this 1722-nucleotide messenger RNA. RefSeq lists its product as uncharacterized. The coding region runs from base 1 to 1722 and encodes 573 amino acids. The transcript is spliced from 13 exons. Lineage: Eukaryota; Metazoa; Arthropoda; Insecta; Lepidoptera; Pieridae. The record is from RefSeq and is a predicted model, not a curated record.
AUGACAAAGAAGAAGCAAGAAUUAUUCAUAGACAUAAAUAAUGAAAAGGAAUUUAAUUACAUUCUUGAUCAUAAUUUGGAUACUAUUGUAUGUGCAGAGGUAUUUUGUUCAUUUAGCGGUCCCUGUACGGCCCUUGAUCGUGUCUUUGUGCGUAUUAAAUUAGAUUGGAGCGACGGAAAAAUGGUGUUAUUAAGGGUGCUAGCGGAUGAAAUAGAAUCGCUAAGUAGGUUUUGGAAUCAAAGCGAACCUAUAUUCUUGUUUAUUUUGAAUAAGAAAAUAACAAGGAUAUUCCGAGGCGUAGACAACAUAAAAUUCGCGGAAGUGGCUAAAAAGGAAAUUGAACUUUAUAAACAAAUGCAAGAAGGUUUCUUAUUCGCGAGAGAAACUUUUGAGUUACACGAAUCUUCGCCAGAAGAAAUUGAGUGGCAAAACAAACGUAAGUCAGAAGCAUUACAAGAAUCGAACACCGAACAUGCUCGACGAGCGGCUCGGCAAGCGGCUCGCAAGCGGCACCGAGCCGAGCUCAUGGCACCCCGCUUGCAACAGUUGAACUUCGUCCUGUACUGGCCCCACGCGAUACAUGCUCAUCCUGAGCUGUAUGAACGAUGGGAUGAUAACAAUAUAAUAAUGGUUGGUCGUGAAGAAAUUGUCCUGGAUUAUGAUACUGCGUUAGAUGUCCUAUACGCAGGUGAUGCGCCUAUAAAUGAAGCGUCGAUGUAUAUGCUGACCUCUGCUCCAGCUUUGGCAAUAUGUUUCCGAAUUUUGGACCUUGAUAAACAUUUCGUUUCCGUGGUAAGAAAAAUUCUGUAUGACGAUGUAAUAGCCUUGGACGAUUCUAAAAAAAUAGAUGGACAAAUACCACAGAGAUCUGCUUUUGACAUUUAUAAGACAUACAGUCCCACUAAGGAAGAAGUAUGGCAGAAGAGACGAGAAGAAAGACUUAGGAAAAAGGAAGAGGCUAUAGAGAAACGUGCUAGGCGUCUAUCAGAAAUGCAACGUUUGGCUCGACAGGCGAUUGCAGAGGCGCUAGAAGCCAGACGGCUUGAAAAGGAACAUCGGAAGUUAGCACUUCUUAAAGCAGGAAAUUUAACUGCCCUAGAAGAAUUAAAACAAGAGCCUGAUAAUGAAGAAGUUGAUAUUGUAGUACCUGAUAACAAAAUAAACGUUUUAAAUCAGGAAUUGUCUGAAGAAGAAGAAAGUAGUUUUGAAGAGGACGAAAAUGAAUAUUUUCCACCACCCGGCUUGAUAGUACCUGGUUUUUACGCUCCUCCCAACGACAUAGCUAAAGCCAAUGGUCUAGCCGUUUUAUUUCCAAAGUUAGUUGCAGAAUAUAUCAAACCAGAGCCAGAAUAUUUACCCCCUCAUGUGUUGGUCUUACUUGAUAUCAACAAGCGGUACAAAGCAAUUGAUUCGUUGAUUAAAUACAAAUCAGCUGUAAUACAUAUGGGUAUAUUUAAAAUGAAAACGCCUUACGAUGCAAAACACUUGGCUUACAGUGUAAGGCAAUUUGAUUCUUUAAAUUCCUCGUAUGAACUAUCUGAUACAAAAAUAGCUUUCAUGGUAUCAACGGUGAACGAUUUUGCACUGCUGGAGUUAAUGGAUUUGUGUCCUUCACACGUCAGCAGAGAUGCACUGGUUGGUGAAGAUGAAUGUGCAGCUCUCUUUAGUGUUGAUUAUGGUGAUCAUUAUCCAGAGUUUGAAGAUUUUGAUACGAGAUUAUAA